AAUGCAGCAAUUUGUCGAGAGCAGAGAAAUCCUCCGUGUUUGACUGGGCAGAGCCGCCCCUCCCGGUGUGAGCUGCGGAGAAGUUGGGGAAGGGAGGAAGGUGCAGGGAUGAGGAGGGAUGGCUGGGAGCAGCUGGGAUUGAGGCUGGAGAGCCCCGGGGAGAGGCUGCUGUGGCAGGGCUGGAGCCAAGAGCAAAAUUAGGGGAAGAAAGGAGCCUUAAAUCCCCGCGCUCUGCCGAGGGGGAGCAAAUACCGUGCUAAUGGAUCAGGUUCUGGCGAAUAAAGAAGAAAAGAAGCUGUAAGCUCAGGAAGGCUCUUUUUUAUUCUAAGGAGCAGAACAUUCCUCAUCCUUUAGUUCCCUUGGAUCCGGAGUGAAUGACUUUAGAGCUACAGGAGUUAAGCUCAUCGGAGGAAAACGGCGCUUCUUUUUUCAAUUUUUUCUCCUUUUUUCUUUUUUUUUUCUUCCCGAAUAUUAUUUUGCUGGGGAAAAGAUCUGACAAUGCGAGUCGGAGCCAAGAGGAUCUGCGGAGAGCAAAUUUAACCUUUUCUAGGCUAGGACCCAGCGGUCAGCAAUAACCAGAAUCUGUCUGAGUCGGGUGAAGGGGAGCGCAGAGCCGGCCCAGCCCCGGCAGGCGGGAUGUAGGGAGCCCCGGUGGGACUGGGAGCGCCGAGCACAUUCCCAUGGCCGGGAAUCCAGCGCUCUGCCCCGCGUCACGUGCAGCGCCAGGCACCGCUCCUGCUCCCGGCGCGCCGGGGAUCUGAAGACGUCCUUGGGAGAUCGAUCUGGGAUGCUCGGCAGCUCCGACUGAAACAAAGCAUCGGCCGAGGCACCCGCCGGGAAUAAAACUGAGGAGCCUCUGGACAGCUCGGGAAUCGUCCCCGCGGGGCAGGGAGAGCAUCCCUGCGCUCCUCCAGCGGAGCCCCGCCGGCGGCUCAGCCCCAGCCCGGAGCCGCCCGGGGCUGGAUCCAGCGGGAUUUAAACCUCGCCUCGGCCCUGGAUUGUUCCCCGCUGCGCUCGGCCGGGCGCUGCUUUUGCCGCUUGGACAGCGAGCCUGAGGGCAGCCCGCCGAGGAAGGGAUGGCAUGGCACGGGCACGGGCACGGGCACGGGCACGGCGGCAUCCCCGAAUUCCCCCCGCGAGGAACGCGCCGAGGCAGCGGAUUCACCCCGCCCCUGAGCCACGGCAGGAGCCGCGAGCGGGGCCGGCGCCGGCGCUUGGUGUCCCUGCUGCAGAACCCGGCCCUGCUCUGCAGAGUAUGCUGCUUGGAGAUGACAAGCAAAAGGAAGCUGAUCGGCCGCCUGGUGCCGUGCCGGUGUUUCCGCGGCGAGGAGGAGAUCGUCUCCGUGCUGGACUAUUCCCACUGUGGCCUGCAGCAGGUGCCAAAGGAGGUCUUCAACUUCGAGAGGACCCUGGAGGAGCUUUACCUCGAUGCCAACCAGAUUGAGGAGCUUCCCAAGCAACUGUUCAACUGCCAAGCGCUGCGGAAGCUGAGCAUCCCCGACAACGACCUGUCCAGCCUCCCCACGUCCAUCGCCAGCCUGGUCAACCUCCGCGAGCUCGACAUCAGCAAGAACGGAAUCCAAGAUUUCCCAGAAAACAUUAAGUGUUGUAAGUGUUUAACAAUAAUCGAAGCCAGCGUCAACCCCGUGUCCAAGCUGCCAGAUGGCUUCACACAACUUCUAAAUUUGACCCAGCUCUAUCUAAACGAUGCCUUUUUGGAGUUUCUUCCAGCUAACUUUGGAAGACUUGUCAAAUUGCGAAUUUUGGAGUUAAGAGAAAACCACUUGAAAACUCUACCAAAGUCAAUGCACAAACUGACUCAGCUGGAGAGGCUCGAUCUGGGCAAUAAUGAGUUCUCUGAGCUGCCUGAGGUUCUUGAACAAAUCCAGAACCUGAAGGAGUUGUGGAUGGACAAUAAUUCCUUGCAAGUGCUACCUGGGUCUAUAGGGAAGUUAAAACAGCUCGUGUACCUGGAUGUGUCCAAAAACAGGAUCGAGACGGUCGACCUGGACAUCUCGGGCUGUGAGGGGCUGGAGGAUCUCCUCCUCUCCUCCAACAUGCUGCAGCAGCUGCCAGAUUCCAUAGGAUUGUUGAAGAGACUGACAACCCUGAAAGUGGAUGACAACCAGCUCACCAUCCUGCCCAAUGCCAUUGGAAACCUGUCCCUGCUGGAGGAAUUUGACUGCAGCUGCAACGAGCUGGAGUCGCUGCCCUCCACCAUCGGGUACCUGCACAACCUGCGCACCCUGGCCGUGGACGAGAACUUCCUGCCGGAGCUGCCCAGAGAGAUUGGGAGCUGUAAGAACGUGACUGUGAUGUCCCUGCGCUCCAACAAACUGGAAUUUCUGCCUGAUGAGAUUGGCCAGAUGCAGAAGCUGAGGGUGUUAAAUCUGAGUGAUAACAGGCUGAAGAAUUUGCCCUUCACUUUUACCAAACUCAAAGAACUGGCAGCCUUGUGGCUUUCUGACAACCAGUCCAAGGCGCUGAUCCCGCUGCAGACGGAGGCGCACCCCGAGACCAAGCAGCGAGUGCUCACCAACUACAUGUUCCCGCAGCAGCCGCGCAGCGACGAAGAUUUCCAGUCGGACAGUGACAGUUUCAACCCCACUCUCUGGGAGGAGCAGAGGCAGCAGAGGAUGACUGUGGCCUUUGAGUUCGAGGACAAGAAGGAGGAGGAGGAGAAUCCAGGGAAAGUCAAGGUUGAGAUAAACCUCAAGCGCUACCCCACGCCCUACCCCGAGGAUCUGAAGAACAUGGUGAAGUCUGUGCAGAACCUGGUGAGCAAGCCCAGCCUGGGAGUGCGGCCCGAGAACGCGGCCCCGGCCGCCAGCACCGACCCCACGGGCAAGGACAAGUACGAGCACAAGUGGCCCCCCCUGACCCCCAAGGAGAUCUCCGUGGAGGAUGCCUUUGGACAUCCUGGCAGUGAGAUGAGGAUAGGGGAGCUCCGUCCCUCCAUGCCCGAGACGCCGCUCUACCCCCCCAAACUCGUCCUGCUGGGUAAAGACAAGAAAGAGUCGACAGAUGAGUCUGAAGCAGAUAAGAUCCAUUGUCUGAAUAACAGCGUUUCCUCAGGCACUUACUCAGACUAUUCCCCUUCCCAGGCUUCCUCAGGGUCCUCCAACGCGCACGUAAAAAUGGGCUCCCUGCAGACCACGGCUAAAGAAGCAGUGAAUAACUCUUUGUGGGGGAACAGGCUGGCCCAGUCGUUCCCACAGCCCCUGGAGACCAAGCCAUUGCUGAGCCAGCGGGAAGCGGCUCCAGCCGGGAACGUCCCGGCGCGCCCGGAGCGGCGCCCGCUGAGCGACGCCUUCGCCGACAGCUGGAACGACAGCUCCCACUACGACAACACGGGAUUCGUGGCCGAGGAGAGCGCGGCAGAGAACGCCGGCACCAACCCCCUGCUGAGCACCAAAUCCAGGAGCUCCUCCGCCCACGGGCGCCGGCCGCUGAUCCGGCAGGACAGGAUCGUGGGGAUCCCCCUGGAGCUGGAGCAGCCCGCGCUCAGAAACACACACGACUCUGAAGUGCCUCCUCCCAACCCUUGGCAAAAUUGGACCAGAACCCCCAGUCCUUUUGAAGACAGGACAGCUUUUCCUUCCAAACUGGAAAGCACCCCCAACACCAGCCCUUUGCCCGAGCGGAAAGAUCACGUCAAGGAGUCUCCCGAAAUGACGAGCACUUUCACUCCAGGAAUUCCGUGGGAAUAUCACGACGCCAACGCUAACAGGAGCCUCACAAACGUCUUUUCCCACAUGCACUGUCGCCCGGACCCUUCCAAAAACGUCAUCUCCAUCAGCAAGAGCACGGAGCGGCUCUCCCCGAUGAUGAGGGAUUUAAAAACGAACAAGUUUAAGAAGUCGCAGAGCAUCGACGAGAUCGACAUCGGUGCGUACAAGGUGUACAACAUCCCCCUGGAAAACUAUGCAUCCGGGAACGACACCGUGGGCCCCCACGAGAGGGUGGACAAGCUGCUGGGCCCGGAGCACGGCGUGCUGAGCAUGUCCCGCAGCCAGUCCGUGCCCAUGCUGGACGACGAGCUGCUGACCUACGGCAGCGUCAAGGUGCAGCCGCAGCACAAGGCGUCGGUCACCAAGAAGGUUUAUCAGUUCGACCAAAGCUUCAACCCCCAGGGCGCCGUGGAGCUCCCAGCCGACAAGCGGCUCCUGCCGCCCUUCCAGCUCAACACCGAGUACCUGCCCCAGCCGGCCAAGAGCCUGCCCCAGGAGCUGGUGAGCCCGCGGGGCUACCGCGGCUACGCGCCCGUGGAGCCCAUGUUCUCCUUCUCGCAGCCCUCGGUCGGCGAGGAGCCGGCGGCCGCCCCGUUCCCCGGCCCGGCCACGCGGCCCGGCUUCCUGCGCAGGGCGGAUUCGCUGGCCAGCUCGGCGGAGAUGUCGGUGUUCCGCAGGGUGGGCGAGCCCCAGGAGCUGCCCCCGGCGGACAGGUACGGCCGGGCCCCGUUCCGCGGCGCCCCGGAGCGCCAGGGCAGCAUGGCCAUGCCCGAGGCCCAGUUCCUCAAGCGCAACGGGCGCUACGAAGACGAGCACCCUUCCUACCAGGAAGUGAAAGCCCAGACUGGGAGCUUCCCAGUUAAAAACCUCACGCAAAGGAGGCCCCUGUCGGCACGAAGCUACAGCACAGAGAGCUACGGCACGGCCCAAACGCGGCCGGUCUCAGCGAGGCCCACCAUGGCAGCUCUGCUGGAAAAGAUUCCGUCAGACUAUAACUUGGGUAACUAUGGCGACAAGCCUUCCGAUAGCAGUGAUAUAAAGCCGAGGCCUCCCCCUGGGAAGGGAAAUGAGAGCUGUGCUAAAAUGCCCGCUGACUGGAGACAACAGCUACUUAGACAUAUAGAAGCUAGAAGGUUAGACAGGAGCGCUGCUUACAAACACCACACAGUUAGCCUUGGCAUGCUGCACUCUGGAGGGGUUUCAGCCAUGCAUGCCGGCCGAAGCAUGACUUUAAACUUGCAGCCUAAAUCUAAAUUUGAAAACCAAAUGCUUCAAGAGCUACCUCUACCGAAAACCCCGUCGCAGCAGAGCAGCCUCCUGGACAACGGGCAGGACGAGGUGGCCGUGGGCAGCCCCUGGAACCCCUACCCGCUGGGCCGGCGGGACGUGCCCCCCGACACCGUCACCAAGAAGGCAGGUAGCCACAUCCAGACGCUGAUGGGCUCGCAGAGCCUGCAGCACCGCAGCCGGGAGCAGCCGCAGUACGAGGGCAGCAUGAACAAGGUGACCAUCCAGCAGUACCAGCCGCCCCUGCCCAUCCAGAUCCCGAGCUCGCAGGGCUCCCGGGCCCCCCAGCCCCAGCGCUGCCUCAUCCAGACCAAGGGGCAGCGCAGCACCGACGCCUACCAGGAGCAGUUUUGUGUGAGGAUAGAGAAGAAUCCUGGCCUCGGGUUUAGUAUCAGUGGUGGAAUAAGUGGACAAGGAAAUCCAUUCAAACCUUCUGAUAAGGGUAUCUUUGUUACUAGGGUUCAGCCUGACGGCCCUGCCUCCAGCCUGCUCCAGCCCGGAGACAAAAUCCUCCAGGCCAACGGACACAGCUUUGUACACCUGGAACACGAGAAGGCUGUGCUCCUACUGAAGAGUUUCCAGAACACAGUAGACUUAGUUAUCCAACGUGAGCUUACUGUCUAAAUAUUUUUUUAUAAAUAGUAAAUAUGUCUAGCCAGAUCUAAUGUUCAAAAGGAUUUAUACAUAGGAAACCAAUUUUUUGCCAAUUGCUGGACCAAUGGCAAACGGUAGUGCCAAAUGUAUAAUACUCUAUGUUAGUACCAAUCAUCGGGAGAAAAUAUAAGAAUUAACUCUAUAAAUAUAUUGUUCAUGUGGCUCCGUAUUAGUUUUACUUGUCAGCCUCUGGCUGUGCAUUGGUGCGUUUUUUUAACCAAGUUCCUUCUUAAAAGUCAAUUUCAUAUGAUUUCAAAACACAGAAGCACAUACAAAUCCUUUAGGAAUUCUGCUGUCCAUCAGAAACACUGCCUCAAAGUUGUAUAUGCCUUUAUAAAGAUGAAAUAUAUUAACCUGUACUUCCCAUGAAAUAUUUCUAUCAUGUCGCAUACGAAAGUAUAGAGAAGAAAAUAUUUUCAUAAACACCUCAAAGAAAGUAUAUAUUAAAUUAAAUUUAAUAAUGUUCAUUUAUUUUCAAUGCAAAGAUAUUCUAUGCCUUAUGAAAAUACCUGUACAUAUGCCGUGUGUAUAGCUGGCUCCGUAGGGAUCAGGAACAAUUCACUACACAGGGUGAGAGACUUCUCCAGCUGGAACUCUGGGACCUCGGGACAAGGAACCCACGUGGGAACGGGAUAGCUCCCCUCCCCCUGGCAUGGGUGAGCUCCCCCUGGAAGGGUGAGCUCCUUCUGGAAUGGGUGAGCUCCUUCUGGAAUGGGUGAGCUCCCUCUGGAAUGGGAUAGCUCCCUCUGGAAUGGGAUAGCUCCCUCUGGAAUGGGUGAGCUCCUUCUGGAAUGGGAUAACUCCUUCUGGGAUGGGUGAGCUCAUUCUGGAAUGGGGUAACUCCUUCUGGAAUGGGAUAGCUCCCUCUGGAAUGGGAUAACUCCUUCUGGAAUGGGUGAGCUCAUUCUGGAAUGGGAUAGCUCCCCUUGGAAUGGGAUAGCUCCCUCUGGAAUGGGUGAGUUCCCUCUGGAAUGGGUGAACCCCCUCUGGAAUGGGUGAACUCAUUCUGGAAGGGGGUAACUCCCUCUGAAAUGGAAUAACUCCUUCUGGAAUGGGAUAGCUCCUUCUGGAACAGGGUAACUCCCUCUGGAACGGGGUAGCUCCCUCUGGAAUGGGGUGACUCCCUCUGGAAUGGGGUAGCUCCCUCUGGAACGGGAUAACUCCCUCUGGAAUGGGGUAGCUCCCUCUGGAAUGGGUGAGCUCCCUCUGGAAUGGGUGAACUCCCUCUGGAACGGGAUAACUCCCUCUGGAAUGGGGUAGCUCCCUCUGGAACGGGGUGACUCCCUUCAGAACAGGUUAACUCCCUUUGCUUUGGCUCUUCCCUCGAUUCCAUGUGCACACACUACAGGAGAACACCGAGGACAGGCAGGUUUGGCUCACGGAUGGAGGAAGGUUGUGAUGGUGGCAGUAAAACUCCUUUUGUUGCUGCUAAUUUAACUCGUUAUUUUUUCAUUUCAGACUCCCCAUUGACAUUGUUGUGUAUUUUCCCCCCUGCUCCAGGCCCUGGCGGGCCCUGCUCGGGAUAUUCCCAUGGGUGAGGCUGUGUGGGAUCCUGGACUGGAUCCUGGAAAGGGAUGGGCACAACACACCCCAGGGAGCAGCAGGUGGCCCCUGGGAGGAGCAUUCCCAGCCCAGGGCCAGCGGGACAACGCCUCAUGUCCGAGCCCUGGGGCUGUUCCCAAGGGAGAAUCCCAGAGCCCAGACUGUGCCCAGCUGCUGCUGCUGCAGGAGUGCCAGGGUCCAGCCUGGUUCUCCCUGACAGCAGGAUGGGAAAGCACAGGGCAAGCCCUGCAGGGGUUUUCAGGGGAUCCCAGUGCCCUCGAGCACAGAGGGACAGCUGGCUCUGGGAUCACCUGCACCAUUCCCUCCCAAAACCCCACAGCCCACGGGGAUGUUCCACUUCUCCAGGAAUUCCCAAAGCUUCUCUCUCUGGCUGUGGGACCUGGGCAGCUGCAGGCCCAGGGAAGCCCCCAGGACUCUCCACCCCUAAUGAUUUCCCCUUUUCCCAGUGCCAGCUCACAGUUCCUACCCAGGUGAUGGCAAACCAGGAAAGUUCUCAGCCAGUCGUUCCCAACAGCGACCAUUUGACAUCCUCAAAUCCGGUUUCAUGUUUUCCAAGGUAUUUUUUAACACAUCCACAUCUGCAUCUGUGUUUGGUGGCAGUGCCAGCCCUGGGAGGGGACAGGGGCUCCACACAGGGAGCAGGCAGGACAAGGCUGAGGCUGAAUGGGGCAGCUGAGAGCAAAGCCAAGGAAAUCCAGGAAAAAAUCUGAGUAUGAAAUGUCCAGGAGGUUGGUUUGCUGUUGUUAGUGAGCACUUGGAGUGUAAAGAUGAUAAAACCCUUGGUUAAAGGCCUUUCCAGGGCCUGAAGGAGCUCCAGGAGAGCUGCAGAGGGACUGGGGACAAGGAUGGAGGGACAGCACACAGGGAAUGGCUCCCACUGCCAGAGGGCAGGGAUGGAUGGGAGAUUGGGAAUGAGGAAUUGUUCCCUGGCAGGGUGGGCAAGCCCUGCAAUAGAAUUGCCAGAGCAGCUGUGGCUGCCCCUGGAUCCCUGGCAGUGCCCAAGGCCAGGCUGGACACUGGGGCUGGAGCACCUGGGACAGUGGGAGGUGUCCCUGCCAUGGCAGGGUGGCACUGGGUGAGGCCCUUCCCCCCAGCCCAUUUUGGGGUGCUGGGACCCCUCUGCUGUAGUUUAGCACUGAUUGACCCGGUGCAAUCAGGAAUGCCUCUGCACAGAGCUCUGAGGGGGAAUGCAGGGACAGGGAACGCAAAACCAGGGAGAUGAACCCCCCCAGUGGGAUCAGCUGAGGGCAGGGCUCCAGGGAGCCUGAUCAGGGGGAUCAGGGAGUUUAGGGAUCCCAGGAAGUGCCUGUGGAUGAGGGGUGUCCUGCUGGGACCCCCUGGGCAGGCAGAGCCUGUCCCCCAGCAGCAGGGCUGGGGACAGGUCCCAAAAUGGCUCAGGGGGUGACAGCGGCGGGGUCAGCACCCAGCCUGGCAGGUUUUGGACAUAAAUAAACACAGCAAGUCCCACCUCAGCUCCAGGAAGAAUUUCUUUCCCUGGGGGGCAGAGCCCUGAGCAGCUGCCCCGUGUGGGGCUGGAGUUUCCCUCUCUGGGGACACCCCAACCCCACCCAGGGCUGGGGUUUCCCUCUCUGGGGACACCCCAACCCCACCUGGACACGUCCCCGUGUGCCCUGCUCCAGGCUGGGCUGGAUGGCGUCCAGAGGUCCCCCCUGUGAUUCUGUGAACUGGUGGGAUGCCACAGUUAGAAUUUCCAAAGGAAAUUGGGGAUGCUGUGCCAGCUGGAGCUCCCUGCCCGUGCCCGUCCCUCGCCAUCCCUCUGGAAGUGCCCAGUUGCAGGCUGUCCCUGGCAGGCAGGGCAGGCCCAUCGUGCCCACACCACUUUGGGCAGGACAUGGAUCCAGGGAUCCACAGGGAGCUGGCCUGGCCCUGGAGCCAUGGGCAGGCACAGCCGUGGUGCCACCAGGGCCAGGCCUGCAGGGCACCACCACCCAACCCCAAACAGCACCAUUCGCAAAUCACGGAAUUUCAAACCAAAAACUAAAUAAAACCCCCCAAAAAAGCGUUUUGCCAAUCCUCUCCCUGGCUGAUUCCAGCUGAUUUAGUGGAAGUGACUGACUGGCACCAGUCUGGGCACUCCUGGCACUGCCCGUGGCACAAGAGGUGGCAUUGUCCCCUCCUGUGUCCCUUGGGUGGCGGUGGCUGUGUCCCCUCCCUCCUCCUCCUCCUCCCCGGGCAGGGCACUCGCUCAUCACUUCGGUUUUCUACCUGUGAGUACUGUAUCCAGUUCAGAACCAACAGCUUCCUUUAGUAAAGAUUUUACCAUUUUAUAAAAGACAUGUUUAAUUAUGAUGGAGAUGGCUGUAUUGUAAUUAAUAUUUUGAGAUAAUUGUGAUUUUGAGCUUAAAUUAUAUACAGAAAUGGUCAUUUUUGUAUGUGUUCAAAGAUUGCUAUAUUCCAGAUGACUGUACUUUUCAGUUGAAUUCCAGUAUCCAUGUAAAUAAAGCUGAAUGAGGAAAUAUUUACUACUUUAUUAACAUAGAUUGUGAAUGUACUUCAUGUUUUUUGCAGUAUAAAGACUUACUGAACUUGAAAGCUGCUUCAUUUUAUGUGCAAAAAGGUACUUCAAAAAUUCUAUUUUAAAUCUAUUGAUUGAGUGCAAUCAGCUCCUGUCCCUUGGCACAUGCAGGUUGUCCCCUCCCCGUGCCCUGGAGGGCCUGGCCCGUGCUGUGGGGCUGCUGCAUUUUGCAGCUGCUCUGUGCAGAGGGAGCCCAGGGACUGAACCGAUGCUGUGCAGUGCAGCAGAGCCAUUUUCGGCUUUGCUGUACCCACCUUUUUCAGUAUUUCCAAAAAAAAAAAAGUGUUUUGAAUAACAUUAAAAAGUCUCUUUAUUGUACAAAUAAUAAAAACGUCACCUUAUUGUAA
This is a messenger RNA of Passer domesticus (house sparrow), 10118 nucleotides long. It is a transcript of the gene LRRC7, whose product is annotated as leucine rich repeat containing 7. Gene Ontology annotation, cellular component: postsynaptic density; basolateral plasma membrane; postsynaptic membrane. Gene Ontology annotation, biological process: cell-cell adhesion; embryo development; receptor clustering. NCBI's taxonomy places the organism in Eukaryota, Metazoa, Chordata, Aves, Passeriformes, Passeridae. Gene Ontology annotation, molecular function: protein binding. The transcript has 25 exons. The coding region runs from base 1077 to 5642 and encodes 1521 amino acids. The record is from RefSeq and is a predicted model, not a curated record.